Alnus glutinosa is the source of this 1183-nucleotide messenger RNA. RefSeq names its product probable strigolactone esterase DAD2. The record is from RefSeq and is a predicted model, not a curated record. NCBI's taxonomy places the organism in Eukaryota, Viridiplantae, Streptophyta, Magnoliopsida, Fagales, Betulaceae. Bases 128 to 928 code for a protein of 266 amino acids. The transcript is spliced from 2 exons.
GAAGACUUUUGAGAAAGGAAGGUCGAGAGAUAAAUAUAAACAACACCUACCCACCUAUUUGGCUAGCUUUUCAACAGCAGCCUCAAAAACCCCUCAAUUUUCCCCUGUUUCCCACUGUAUCCACCACAUGGGCAGCACCCUUUUAGAAGCUCUCAACGUCCGCGUGGAAGGCUCGGGGCAGAAGGUCCUCGUCCUCGCCCACGGCUUCGGCACCGACCAGUCGGUCUGGCAGCGCAUUCUCUCCUCCUUCACGCCCUACUACCGCGUCAUUCUCUACGACCUGGUGUGCGCCGGCAGUGUCAACCCCGAUUACUUCGAUUUUCGCCGCUACACCACUCUCGACGCCUAUGUCGAUGACUUGCUUAACAUCCUCGACGUCCUCGGAGUCGAUCGCUGCGCCUACGUCGGCCACUCCGUCUCCGCCAUGAUUGGGAUUUUAGCUUCCAUUCGCCGCCCUGAGCUCUUCACCAAGCUUGUUCUUGUCGGCGCUUCUCCAAGAUUCUUAAACGACAGAGAUUACCACGGCGGAUUUGAGCGAGGCGAAGUUGAGGAAGUGUUGUCUAAAAUGGAGGCCAAUUACGAGGCGUGGGUCAACGGGUACGCACCAUUAUCCGUCGGCGCCGAUGUCCCGGACGCGGUUCGGGAAUUCAGCCGUACCUUAUUCAAUAUGAGGCCAGACAUAUCCCUAUUCGUCUCGCGCACCAUUUUCAACAGCGAUCUGAGGGGCGUGCUGGGCCUAGUCAAGGUACCCUCUUGCAUAAUUCAGACCGCCAGGGAUGUGUCGGUGCCGGCGUCGGUGGCCACGUAUCUGAAGGACCAUUUGGGCGGGCGCAACACCGUGGAGGAGCUCCACACCGACGGUCACCUGCCCCAUUUGAGCGCACCCACGCUUUUCGCCGCCAAGCUCCGACGAGCCCUCUCUCGUUAGGUUCUGACUAAGUGUGGGGUCCUGAAAAAAAAAUGUAAUAAGGGUCGAGAUCUCGGCACCUGGCGAAUAAUUUGUGGACUUCGGAUUAUAUGAUCUACAAGAGGAUAAGAGUCACCACGUGAUAAUCACGUGAUGACGUAUCCUUUCCUUUUCUUUUGUUGGUUUUUGUUUUGUUUUUCGAAAUUUUUGGGGUGUUCUUGUUGAUCUUUAUUUGGGCAAAAUCAACGAAAGAAAAUGAUUUCGGCUUUCUACUCA